This is a messenger RNA of Apiotrichum porosum, 861 nucleotides long. Its product is annotated as suppressor of los1-1. Gene Ontology annotation, molecular function: 6-phosphogluconolactonase activity. Gene Ontology annotation, biological process: pentose-phosphate shunt; carbohydrate metabolic process. Lineage: Eukaryota; Fungi; Basidiomycota; Tremellomycetes; Trichosporonales; Trichosporonaceae. The coding region runs from base 1 to 861 and encodes 286 amino acids. The record is from RefSeq and is a predicted model, not a curated record. The transcript is spliced from 5 exons.
AUGCCUCCCCCACCCCCCGCCCCUCCCGUCUUCUACUCGUUCAAGGACAAUGAGACCCUUGUCGACUCGCUUGCCAACUUUGUGAUCAAGGCGCAGCGCGACGCCGUCGACAAGCGCGGCAAGUUUACGCUUGCGCUGUCUGGUGGUUCGCUGGCGGCCAACCUCCGUGGCCUGGCCGGCCAGGAGAACGUGCAGUGGGACAAGUGGGAGAUCUUCUUCUGUGACGAGCGUGCAGUGCCGCUCGAAUCGGAGGACUCAAACUACCACUCCAACUACGUCUCGUUCCUCCAGCAUGUCCCAAUCCCCCCCAAGCAGAUUCACACGAUCAACACCGAGUACCUCAACGACCUCGAGGAGCUGGCAGACGACUAUGAGAAGCAGCUUGUCAACCAGUUUGCCGCCGCCAACGCCGCCCGCUACCCUACCUUUGACCUCAUGCUCCUCGGUAUGGGCUCCGUCGGCGAGACGUGCUCGCUGUUCCCAGGAUCCGAGGUGCUGUCCGAGCGCGACGCAUGGGUCACUUCUCUCGACGAUGCCCCCAACGGACCCCCCCGUCGUAUCACCAUGACCAUCCCUGUCCUCACCCACUGCUACCGCGCCGUCUUCGUUGUCUCGGGCCCCGAAAAGGCCGAGCUGCUGCACACGGUUCUGGACGAGCCCGAGACUGGUCUCCCUUGCUCGCGCGUGCGCCCCGCUGCUCCCGGACUUGUGUUCUGGUUCGCCGACGCCGAGGCUGCCAGCCAAACAAAGUACCCGCCUACGACCUUCCGCUGGAUCGACAACCAGAAGGAGGCGGAGGAGGCCGUUGCCGCCGCCAAGAAGCGUGCCGAGCAGCGUGCCGCCCAGGCCGAGGACCAGUAG